GUCAAGGUCGUUUGGUCCACUGAUACGGUUUCCCACUGCAAUGUUCUCUUCAAGAAAGGUUUUGUAGCUAAUGAGAUUUCAGUGAUUAGGAUCCGAUAACAGAUUUGUGGGACACAUUUUCUUUUACUGAACGUUACCGCCACGUACAAGCCCUCUAUGCAAUAACAUGAGGGUUGCUAAACAGUGUGAAGAAUGAGAACUAUGAUUUGCAGUUGGCUAGGGUUAGGACUUAUAUCUAGGGUUUUCAUCACGAGAUGAUGUCAUCUAAAAUGUCGAAGCUUUAUUUAACCAAAUGGAUGAAUCAAUGUCGCACGAAAAUCCGAGUCUUGUUAUCUUAUGUCUAAUUGGUUUGUCCAUAAAUUAUAGUCUCAUCGCAUUAGAUGCGCUCUUCACAAGCUAAAUCUAAAAAGAUCGAUGUUCUUUCGGAAAGUAGACAUUUUCGGAAUCAUGCUAUUUUCACUCCCUCCUUUCUAUGCUGUUCCACUGUCUUCCAAAGAUCAAAAUGCUGGUUCAUUGUUGGUACAUCACUUACUGUUCGUCAGUACUGGAGAAAGUUGAAGGAGAACUGUUUCACGUCUUUAUAACCAAAAAUUUUGGUGCACUCAGAAAUAAGGAGGAUUUUUGUUUCAACAAUCACUUCCGUGCAUCGGUUAGUAAAGUGAACAGGUAAAACUCCCAUAAAGCACCAAUUUAUUUUCCAUUUGAGCCUCAUUGCAGGAAGUCGAAUCACAAAGGUCAUACAUUACACUUUCUCAAGCUACUCAUUCACAGGAAAAUUUUGGAGAUACUGCAUUGGACACAUUAAGAAAACAAAAUCGACAGUAUUUUCAGCAUAACACCAACGAUUCAGAAAAAGUUAUGGGACAUAUGUACUAGUUCUUUGUGAUUUCCUCUUACCUAUUACGUGGACUUACUAAACCUGACUUUUAAGCUCCUACGGGGUCUAAAGAACUAGACAACUCAUGGGGUGGUGCUUUCAGGGCGUUUGUUUUCGAAUGCUAAUAACCUACGAAUAUAUUCAAUCCUCGAAGACUACAUGUUACAGCCAUAAAUUAGCAUAGAACAAACUGCUGAUCAUUAAGAUUUUUUUAGGAUUUUCCGUGUGUUCUAAUUUACAGUUCGAUAGUGAAUUCAAAAAGAUUUUCUUACGGACUGUAAUGUUUUGGAUGUCUUAACAGGUAUGAUAAAAUACUCAAAGUAUGUCGCAACUUGCACUUAACAUUUAGAAGUUGACUCCAAUCGGGAUAUAAAUAAGGCAUGUUUUAGAUGAUUUUAUCGUUUCUCUCUGAUGCGAUACAUUAGAUACUGUGGUUGAGUAACGUAUUGAAAUUUCCUUCAUAUCAAAGUAAACCAGUCUAAAUAGGACUAAAGAUUUAAGGAGUAUUCGGGACUAUCAUCUUAGUGUCUAAGAAUUGUUGUUAGGUGAUACUUAAGCUCAGCCUAUAUAUCUUCGUGACUGUACUGGAUAUUGUGGUUUUUUUGUUAUGUGACCUGAAGAAUUGUUUCAAAACCUGUCACGCAGUUGCUUCAAGCAUUUGUAAAGAACACUUCUUACCUUGCCCUUUCGUAUGGUACUCGUAUUUUUGCUGUCUUUUCUUCUAUUUCUACAUUUAACGUCAUACAACUUUUGGCUCUACCUAAAUUAUUUGAUUAAUCUAAACGACUCCACCAUAAUCAGCAAAGCGAAUCAAUGUAGGGGGCUUUAGGUCACUAUAUUAUGGUAGGAUAUAUUUUACUUUCUCUUUGUAGUUUCCAAACUUACCUCCUUUUGUUGUUUUCAUAAUAGGAUGGAUGUUCAUUGUGAAAUGAAUCAAGAAGUCGAUUCCAAUUAUCCAAAUUCGUACUCUAAAGAAGUUGAGGAAGCGCUUUCCCGGCUUAAUUUAAAAUCAGACAGUUUAGAUGAUCCUGAUUUUAAUGUUAUUUCUUAUAUUAAUGAGAGAUUUCCCAGCGAACAGUCACUGGCAAAUAUAGAUGAGUUGAUAGCUGAAGCGGAAGGAAAAAUUCGCGAACUAGACGAUGAGACUAGAGACCUACUACGUGGUCGCUGGCAAACAGAGGAUAAAGGACAAGAGAUUGUUCAGGAUGCAAAGAAUAUGAUAAAAGUACUAUUCUCUAGAAUACAGGAUGUUCAAGAUCGAGCUACUAGAUCAGAAGAAAUGGUACAAGACAUCACUCGGGAUAUACAGCAACUUGAUCAAGCUAAGCGUAACCUAACUGUUUCCAUAACUGCCCUCAAUAAUUUAAUUCUUAUCGUGAACACCAUUGAUCGUCUGAACGAAUUACUUGGAAUACAAAGUUCAGUGGAUGAUCCAAUGUUUUUUGCGAAGAGCAAUGACACAAAUGCCAGUGCUCAGAAUCCAUUUUUAGAAGUUGACUCUGAAUCCUGGAUGAAUGAAAACCAUCCACCUGAAAAAACAAAGUUUCAAAGAUUUGUACCGUCCUUUUUGGCCGAAAUAUCAAAUUUAUUAGCUCAAGUUCAACGCUUAUUACAACCUAUGCUGUCAGCCUAUGGUUCAGUGUCAUCUGUGGCUGGAUUAUCUCGAGAAUUGGAUUCCAUUCAUUCAGUCCUUGCAGAUCGUUUGACUAAGGAACUCAAACUGUUACUAGCAGCUACUCGAACAGUUACAGAUAACAAGGAACUGAUUUUAUCAGCCUGUGAACUAGUUGACUUACUCCCUAAGAGUUUUCAUCUCGAUUCGGAUAUUGUAAAUUGGUUUAUCUCUCAUCAUCUAACUGAGUAUAAGGAGCUAUUCGAUCCAACACAGACUACUGCUUGGUUGGAUAAAAUCGAUCAGCGAUACAACUGGUUAAGAAUUAAUUUGGUCCCCUUAGAACGUUUAUUUAUUUCAGUGUUUCCUCCCUCUUGGCUGGUGACUGAAAGAUUUGUUUUGGAGUUUUGUCAUAUUACACGUGGUGGCUUAGAAACUGUUAUGAAACGACGUCAGUCGGAACUUACCCAUAAUCUAAUUGUUUUCGCAUUGCAACGCACCUUAUCCUUCGAGGCCAGUUUGAAUAAAGCAUAUACGUCUGAAGCGCUAGAAGAAUUACAAUCUAUGAUAGUUAGCGGUAAGAGUAUGGAGCGUUCAUCUAAUCCAUUUGAUGAUAAUGAGGAUGAGGAAGAUGGUUUAGAUGAUGCACAAUCUAAAAAUCCUGCAGAGGCUAAGGAUGAUUCAUCAACAAAUGAUUCUAAACAAAAUUGGAAAAAGCAGAUUUUUGAUGGAAUUAUAUCUGGCUGUUUCGACCAAUUCUUUGACCUCUAUUUGGUUCAUUUGGAUAAAGGUCUGAGAGAACAAAUGACAAAUCGUUUGAUUGGUGAUUUCACUGUUAAUAAAUCAAGUUUUGAGAACAGGGAUCUUGGAGAUGUAUUCAGAGAUGACAAUCCAUUUGACACUGUACAAAUCAAACCAAAUCCCAAUGACCCUGGCGAGAAUACUCUAUAUUCUGCUACAGAUUUAUUCUUGUUCUAUAAACAAAUCUUAAAACAAACUCUCCAGUUGAAUCGGGGUCAUGGUUUGUUAGGACUUGUUCGUCUUUUAAGGCAGUAUUUGUCUGAAUACACGGUUCGUGUGCUCUUGGCUCAAAUUCCAGGCUUAGCGAUUACCAAUACUAGUGGAACUAACGUUGGUUUAUCUGCACCGGAUGUUGCAGCGAAAAUGGCGGCAUUCGGUUUAAGCAGUCUCUCAGCUCUUGGACUUGGUCGUGGUCAAACGGGACUCGGUGCAGCUCUAGAAAAUAUUAGGACACAAACAAAAAACAGUUCUGCGCAAUCUGAUCUGAUAAGUUCAUCAAGCAACCAGGUGAUUAACAAUUUACUUCGUGAUGAUGUACAAGGAGUUCGACUGAGUAAGGAUGAUGUCUACAAGGUGUGUGUCAUACUUGUUACAGCAGCAUUUUGUCUGAAGACUGUUGAAGAUUUAGAGAAGCGUCUAAAACAUGAAAUCAGACCACCUAGCUGGGGUUCAAAAAUAUCAUUUGCUUCUGAACUUGAUGGUUUAGCAACUUGUAGAUCUGUUUGUGUCCACCGCCUGGUUGCAGACUUGGAAGCUGGUGUUGAACCUCAGCUAGUCGCUAUGGCACGUUUACCUUGGAAUAAUCUUGUACAAGUUGGGGACCAAAGCGCCUAUGUUACAGCCAUUGUAAAUCAUCUUCGCACUCAAAUCCCACUGAUACGAGAAACAUUGUACACCGUCAGGUAAUUUAUCUAUUUUCUGUAUGUGUUAACAAUGUCUUUGUCGUAUACAAUCGUCUUAUAUCUUUUUUAUGCAUUAUUAGGCCAGCUUUUACUCAAAUAUGUAUAAAAUUUGCUGAUGCAUUAAUUGCGAGAUUCGUUAAUGCCUUAUAUCGUUGCAAACCGGUCAAUACUUUUGGAGCUGAACAGCUUUUAUUGGAUACUCAAUCGUUAAAGGCUUCUCUUCUUCAAAUGCCUCUUCUUGGAGCUAAGUUUACUCAGGCACCUCCACGAAGCUUUACAAAUCUAGUUCAUGAAGGUAUGGGGAAGGCGGAACGUAUAAUCAAAGCAGUUAUGUUACCAGUCGGUGUCGCUACGCCAGGAAAGCAAGAGUCAACAACUCCUCCAAGUGGAUUUGUAAUGGGUCCAGUUGAUACAAAUGCAGCUAAUGUAUUUUUAGCUAGUUACGAACAAUUAUUACCUGAUCUAACUCAAACUGAUCUACAAAAUGUUUUGGAUAUGAAAGGUGUGAAAUUCAGUGAACAACAGUUUAUUUUAGAAAUAUUUCGUAGUAGAAAUGAAUUUAAGUCAGCGAUGAAAGAAAAAACACCUGAAGUAACGUUAUUUUGUUCUGUUGCAGAUACUGCUAUCACUGCUAGCACUUUUGUUAGUACUGCAAUUAGUAACGUAGCUUUGACAGGGAUAACGACAGUUACCGCGACCACCACUGCUCUUACGAGUUCCUUUGUAGCUACACCGAACUCUCCAAAUAAUCAGCAUCAAAAAUCGAAGCAGUCUGUGUCGAUCUCAAUGAAUCCAUUCGAUUCAUCUUCACCAGUAGAAGAGCGGGAGCAAAUAACAGAUAGGAAAGGAAAAAUAGAAAAGUUAUUGAAUAAAAGACGAUAAGAAUAUUACCGAAUUGUAAUUUUUGAAUGUUAAUUUUAAUGAAUAAUUAGUAUCUUCAUUGUUGCUUUAACUUCGUUUAUUUUUUUCUCAACUCGGUCAAGUUUAUUCUAUUCCUUCUCCGUUUUGCUAUGUUAAAACUUUCGCUUGUCAAAGUAACUUUUCUGUUGGUGUGUAUAAUUAACAUCUCUCUCUCUCCAUAUAUUUGCAUGAUUUAUUCAUAUUACUAUAAUAAUAUACUACUAUUAUUGCCGGUUUAAAAACGUUGUACUUGGAUGUUUUUUUAUAUCUUACUUCCUUUUAUUAAUUGUUUUAUUACUUACUAGCUAUAUUGUGAUAAAAUGUUUGUAGGAAACUUUCUCUGUAUUUCUGUUUCUGUAACCUUAUGGUAUGAAUUGAAAUACCAGUUUGUUUUCUGACAAUUUUCUCAAGAAUAGCAUGAUACAUAUCUACUUAGUGCAUCAGUUUUUAUGGUACUGUUAAAUUGGUUACUAAUGUUUAUUUUACUGUGCUAAAUAAAAACCAACAUUAAAAGGUGAUUUUUGCUGGUCAUUCA
Molecule: messenger RNA, 5627 nt
Organism: Schistosoma curassoni
Lineage: Eukaryota; Metazoa; Platyhelminthes; Trematoda; Strigeidida; Schistosomatidae
Source: the annotation of a GenBank genome assembly